AUGGCGGCCAGCUUGUUGGUGGGCACGGCCAUCAUUCUCCCCUUCCCAUUCUACUACAUUCUGUGGACCUACCCGCAGGCCUGGGUGGACCUCUGCGGCAAAGGGGUGGACCCGUGCCACCGGAUGGCGCAGGUCGCCCACGCGAUCAAGGCCCUGCAGCUGAUCGCCCUCCUUUCCGUAUCGCAGUUCUGCCGGCCGCCGUGGUAUUGCUGCCUCCUCUUCGUCGCCGGCCAGUUCCUCAACUUCAAGUGAGAGAUCUACUGUUUCAUUGUUUUCUCCUUUUGUUUUUCACCACCCUCGUCUCAGCAUCCUUCUUUCUUGGUCUCAUGGUCAUGAAAAAGAGCUUGGUCGUGCAAUUCAUGGGAAGAGAGGGAACCCCAGAGGCGUUUCCCCGGGAGAAGAAGGCGUGUAUGUUCGGGUUUUGACUUAGAAGUGAAUUCUCACUCUCUAGAGAUCGGCCAUGUACUUCUCUUAAGGUCGCUCUGCUUCUCAGUUCUUCGCCAAAAAUAUCUCAGUGAAGAAGGUGUUGGAAAGUCAUUGGUGGAGGAAUCGAGAAAAAUAGAAAGAAGAGAAGUUCGUGGACACUUAUCAUUAUUCGAACAUGCCUAGACACUACUUACCUGAUUAAAAUCGACUCUAUUUCCGUUAUCUGGUAGGGUUCUUGCCAAUCAUAAAAAAUAAAUAAAUCAAAUAUUAAUUAAAAUUAAUUCCUAUGUAAGCUAUAUGCCAGCGAUGCAGUGGAAUCAGAUGUUUGUCGGUUUUUUUGUCCAUUCUGUAGCUACGUAGUGGUUCAAUAUAUCUGCAGUUUCUGCUUAUGGGCUCACAAAGUGUUUUCUUUCGGAAGAAUAAGAAAAAAGAAAAAACUUGGAUUCUCAUUUUAAUCAAUGCCAUCAAUUCUGGAGGAGAUCUCUCUUCCGAGAAGGGAAUAUAUAUUUUUGCGUUCUGCUGUUUCAAAAUAGGCAUUUUUUUAGAAUUUAGUAUGCUCCAAGGAAGCGGAUUAAUCAAUAUAAGCUUACAUAAAUAGCUCUUUAUGCUGUCAUUCCGUGAAUAGAGAUUGAACUAGACUGUCUCUCCUUCAAGGUUUCUCUCCAGACUUCUUUCUUGGUCGUAAUUUCCCAAAUUAUGAGGAAAUAGUGAGUGUUAUGCUGCCGUACAAUGGGCACAUUUAAUAGUCACAAGACAUAGUAUGAAAUUUUGUAUUUUUUGGCAAUAGAAUUAGGCUAACUGCCUCACAGAUAUUGAUCAUAUCAACAUACUAAAUUUUUCCAUGGGUUCGUCAGUUGGGGUGUAGUUACCAUAUAAGAGAUCAUACCAUGAAAUUGGUCUCUCUUCAUCCUCAUCUGGGCUCUAUGCAAAACGGUACCUUUAUCCUUAUAUUCCCAGUCAAAUAUGAUUAAAUGGGAACUAAGAAAGAAGAUGGCGACCCUCUUGCAGAUGCAAGGUAGCCAUAGACAAAAAAUUAUUUGAAAAAUCCUUAUUAGAUCCUAUGAGAAUCGAUCUGAUUAGACUCGUACUGGUAAUAUUGAUUAUGUUGAGCAUAAGAUUGCCUUUCUUCAAAUUAAUUUCUUCACGUUGGAUCGUUCCAUGUCUGGUUCAUCACCCGGUUUAGAAAUCAUGUUUUUGAUCAUCAUUGUGGUUCUCAUCCUCAUCCAUAUGAUUUUUCCUCCCUGUGUGUUCUCACGCCCAUCAGCUGAAGUCAUGAGACUCUGAUGGGUCUAUUUUAUUUGCAUGCAUCUGUGCAAGUAUGAAUUUAUAACAAGCAUCUGCUCAGGAGUCAAUAAUCUAGUAUUUCCCUGAAUUUUGCGUUGACAUUGGAGCAUGCUUUGCUAUUUUGGGCCCUCAUACUGCUCGAAAAUUUUGUGUGUGGAUUAAUAUGGGAAUAUUAUUAUCAGUUCCCAAGGGUUCAGAAGCAGAUGAAGGUGACUUACCGGGCAAUGGGAGGGAUCCCACUGUCAGCAUUUUUCUUCUUCUAAGUGUGCCAGGGACUCACAUCCUCAGCUGUUCCAGGGUCUACCAGCUGCUCGGUGAGUCAGGCACAUUCUAUGGCGUCAGAUUUGGGAAGACCAUCCCCUGGGUGACCGAGUUCCCCUUUGGUUACAUCAAGGACCCGCAGUACGUGGGGAGCAUCCUGAGCCUCGUGGCCUGUCUCUGCUGGGUUCCCUUCCAGUACGUGCUCCUGUGGGCGAUGGGCUACCUCUUCAUGAUGAAGAUAGAGUCUGAAGAAGAUCCCUCUACCAGGGCAAAGACCCUCCGUUGA
Molecule: messenger RNA, 2257 nt
Organism: Spirodela intermedia
Lineage: Eukaryota; Viridiplantae; Streptophyta; Magnoliopsida; Alismatales; Araceae
Source: the annotation of a GenBank genome assembly